AUGUUCAACAAGUCGACAAUUCUAUUCUGCAUUUUGGUUCUCGUACUCAACGUUUUCGCUACUAACUACGAGAAUGACGGAGAAGUUAUGCGUCCUCCUUUCCAAACUUUGAAACGUGGCAGUUUGUCAAACAUGAUGAGAAUCGGAAAGCGACAGAUGUCUCGACAACAGGAAUACGUUCAAUUUCCGAGUGAAGGACAAGUUCCAUGCGAGAGCUGCAAUUUGGGAACACUAAUGAGAAUUGGACGGAGAUAA
Molecule: messenger RNA, 255 nt
Organism: Caenorhabditis remanei
Lineage: Eukaryota; Metazoa; Nematoda; Chromadorea; Rhabditida; Rhabditidae
Exons: 2
Coding region: 1-255 (84 amino acids)
Source: RefSeq, a predicted model, not a curated record